AUGUUUAUCUCUCCGGUAAACGACUCCAACAUCGUCUCAAAAGUCAUACACACACCCAACGACUCUUCCUUCUCCUCCGUCCUAUCUUUAACUAUACAAAACCCGAGAUUCUCCUCACCCGGUACACCUAAACCGGUUUUAAUCCUAACUCCGGUUCAGCCUUCACAUGUUCAAUCAGCGGUUAAAUGCGCACGCCGGUUCGGUAUCCACAUCAGAACCCGAAGCGGAGGACACGACUACGAAGGCCUAUCUUACGCCACCCACAAGCCCUUCGUAAUCCUCGACUUAACCAACCUCUGGUCCAUCACAGUCGCCGUCGAUAACCGGUCGGUUUGGGUCCAAACCGGAGCCACGAUCGGUGAACUAUACUACGAGCUCGGUAAAAUGAAUAAAACUUUAGCGUUCCCCGCCGGAGUUUGCCCCACCGUCGGCGUCGGAGGACACUUCAGCGGCGGAGGGUACGAUACCCUCCUGAGAAAACACGGUUUAGCCGCAGAUCACGUGAUAGACGCGCGUGUGGUCGACGCGCGCGUGAGGGUUCUUGAGAGGCGAGAGAUGGGCGAAGAAUUCUUCUGGGCCAUUCGCGGAGGCGGUGGCUCGAGCUUCUGUGUCGUGCUUUCGUGGAAGGCCUUUUGGGAGUAA
Brassica napus (rape) is the source of this 642-nucleotide messenger RNA. Its product is annotated as berberine bridge enzyme-like 18. Lineage: Eukaryota; Viridiplantae; Streptophyta; Magnoliopsida; Brassicales; Brassicaceae. The coding region runs from base 1 to 642 and encodes 213 amino acids. The record is from RefSeq and is a predicted model, not a curated record. The transcript has a single exon. Gene Ontology annotation, molecular function: FAD binding.